AUGAGCUCUCCACCGGACCAGGCCAAUGGGUCGCGGCCAGAAACCGACCCAGGCUCGUCGUACCAUGAACAUUAUCAUGGCUUACAGACUGGUUCAUAUACAGAUAAGCAGUUGCGUCAUGCUUCUGCCAACCAUCUGCAUAUGACGAACCGGCGGUUUUUCGUCGGUCCAAUCCCGGAAGGCUGGCUGCAAGGUCAUCGCAAGUCCUGGUAUAAGUCUCGACUAAAAAUCAGAAACUAUACAUCGCAGACCGUCUCGUUUUCUGCGGGCCCUGUUGCGACCCAUUACGACGAACAUGGCGAUCGGCCUGGCCCAUUGUCACCUGAUUUGGAUGAAGAGGUUGCCCUGGCCCUAACCAACACAAACACGGAAGCUGUCGAGGGGCAAUAUGAUGAGAUUGAAACAGAGGCACAAGAAGUAGCUGCAGCAGAGCCUGUGGGGGAGCUCAGGACCCUAACUCACCCUGAAGCCGAGGCCAGCGGUGACGAUCCCUCACCGGAAGAGGAUACAGAGACUAGAGAUCAUAGCGGAGAAGACAUCGGAGAGUAUAGCGAAGGUGAUAACGGAGGGGAUGGUGGAGGGGAUAGCGGAGAGGAUACAGACAGCACACCUAAAGCCAGAACAAGGGGGCAGUACGACACAUACGGCAAUGAUCUUGGUUCAUCGUCGUUUGUCACCGCCAGAGAAGAGGUCGCCAGCUCUGCAGACACGGGACAAUCAGUAGCUACCAUACGAGCUAGCAGAUUGGAACCGGCUGAACUGCGACCGAAGUCCCCAGGCUCACAUAACACAAAUUUGACUGGUCAUUCUUCUCCCAAUCGUCCAAUCACCAAUCCAUCCACGGCUCCAAGCGAGGCCGAUUCAACAACACAGUUGCUUCGAGACAACUACAAGGACAAAGGGAAGCAGAAAAGCAAGGCAUCUGGCGUAUCUAGAGCAACGCUUCAGCAACACGACCCACAGGAUGAAGGUGAUACUGGUGCGGAUGCGCAAACCCAACGGAGAGUCACUAAGAAGAUGGCAAAAUUCAACGUGGAUGAUAAAAUCAGACACAAGCAGCAAAAGAUGCGCUCCAAAAUAGCAAAGACCCAGGGUACAAUAUCUGCCAAUCGACCUCACCGACGAAAAGUGCAAGAUGGAGAGAUUGUCAAAGCAGAGAAGAUGCUGGUCUGCGUAGAGGAGACUCUACAGGACACGCUUCCCGCUGAUUACACUGAGAACGACAGCCUGCGCAUGGAAACACGGACAGUGGACAAAUGGAGGGAGUUCCUCGUCGUAUGCCGCAAAAGCUCUGCAGAGCAUACGCCGUUUGCCAUUCAGAUGUACCGCACUCGUGUAAUUCCUGAUGUGCAACGUCCGAACAGCAAAACGCCUCCUUAUUACGAAGUACGGCUCAAUCACAAGGGUACCCAUGUUAACUUCUAUUCCCCUCUUGACAAGACCAUUGUUAUUUGGCAUCCCCGCAAGCAUGGAACCAAAAUAUUUAUCCUUCGUCCAAAGUCUGCGGCACACUCUGCUGAAUGGUACACUUUCAUUCGCCAGGUGCUUGGAUGGCGCCGUCCCACCUCACUCCCUAUUCACGUCCCUGAUCUGGGGGUUUCCCUCAUUUUCAAAAAUCCUUUCAGCCAGCUUGAGGCAGAACUAAAAGCAGAUAAUUCUGAUAAUGAGCACCUAGCAGCAGCUGCGGACCGGCCAGCAGUCGAUAACAGAUUUGCUGCCGCUACCAUCAUCCGAGGAUGUAUGGAUAUGCUCGAAGGACGUGCCGAGUGGGCCGAGGUCUUGAAAGCUUGGUCCAAGACCGAGAAGAUGGGGCUCGCUUGGAAGCGGUACGACCGACUUGAAUGGGUAUUUGGAGUCAAUGAGGAAAAGAUGUACGGGGCCAUGGGGAUGCAAUCCUCUCACGAGCUUGAGUUACGGCCAAGGCAUCAUUACUCUACUAAAACUAGGCAUCGGGGCAUACAGGAGGAGCCUGCUCCGAUCGAAGGAUUUCUAGUCCGUCUCACAUCCCAGAAGGGUGUGCAUCAGCGAAUGAACAAGAUGUUCUUCAAACGGCUGCAUUCCCCCGCCACCGCCGAAAUGUGCUCCCCAGAAGACGGAAGUGUACCAACUGCGCGUGAAAUCUUGGAUCAAAUGCCGCUCUCCUGGGAUGUCAAUCCUUAUCCACUUGAAAAUGGCGAGAUUACAUGGCUCUCCAGUGGCAACCGGGAAUUUGUCAAACGGCACGAUGAAGAAGCUUACGCGCACGUGCAGAGGAAUGUACACAAUAUCAGCCAGGCAGACGGGUAUAUCGACAUGUGUCGGGUGAAAGAAGUCCGCGAUGUCUAUCGAGGUAGCUGCCCUGCAGACCCCAAUAUCCGGGAAGGACCUUCUGUGGACUUCAAUCAUGAACCCAGAGACUCACGACAAGAUGACGGAGCAACGCGAGAGUUCGACGACGAUAGGACAUUUGAGAUGGUUCUCGAUAAUGGCCUUGUCAUUCGACUCCAGGCAUACGAUGCUGCCACACGGGGUGAAUGGGUCAAACGACUCGAUGCACUUGUCAAGUAUUGGCACGCUCGCUGCACAGACGAUGCCACGGAGCUACAGGCCGUACGGCAGCGCAACAUCAAGCUGUUGGAUAUUGACGAAGCUAUGGAAUCCGUUGUCGGGCAGUUCGCGAAGAAGUGGGAAGUGAAGAAAGCUGAGGCAUCUCCACAUUUGCACAACAUGUGUUCGCUGUCUGGUUGUCGGACUAUCAAGAUGUCCGGCCACCUCUAUCGCAAGCCCCGUCGUCACACUACUUUCCACCAAUGCGAUGUCAUCCUCACAGCAGGCAAGCUGUUAAUUUUCCGGAGCACACUGCGUAGGCGAAACGGCACCGAGAUUCCACACAUUCAUCAAGAACAUGAAACGACCAUCGAGCUCGAAGAUUGCUAUAUUUAUUCUGGUUUGAUUACUGAGAACGACUUGCUGUAUGCCAACCAGACAUUCGACAGCAACAACCCCGGUCUUCAUGCUCUGCCACGGGUGUACCUCGAUUCAGACGCCUUCACAAGUCGCGAUGAGGACACUGCUAUCACCUUCGUGGUCUGGCAACCGUUGAGUAAGAGUUACUUCCGAGCCCAGGAAAUAGGGGAGCAAGGCAAAGCCAAACGAUCCUUGCGUCAUGUGUCCACGCUGGGCAAGCAUGGCCGUACUAUCGUGUUUAAAGCACGUAGUCGAGUGGAAAAGGACCGUUGGGUGAUGAGCAUUUCCUCGGAAAUUGACCGUCUCCAGGAGGAGAAACAUGAAGACAUACGGCUUGUUUCUCCAUAA
Molecule: messenger RNA, 3294 nt
Organism: Penicillium mononematosum
Lineage: Eukaryota; Fungi; Ascomycota; Eurotiomycetes; Eurotiales; Aspergillaceae
Product: sporulation-specific 71 family protein
Exons: 4
Coding region: 1-3294 (1097 amino acids)
Biological process (GO): protein localization to prospore membrane; ascospore-type prospore membrane formation
Cellular component (GO): prospore membrane
Source: RefSeq, a predicted model, not a curated record